AUGGGACAGCGCCUGAUCUGCUGCCUCGAUGCGCCCAGCGCCCUGCAGCCGCCGCUGCUCCUCCCGGUGAGAAGGAAACUCCUGCUGCUCUGCAUCAUGCUCUUCCUCUGGCUCUACAUGUUCUACUCGUGCGCCGGCUCCUGCGCCUCCGUGCCCGGCCUCGCGGCGAGGCCCGCUGCCGGCGCUGGGGAGGCUACCGCCACGGCUGGAGCGCACGGAGAGAGUCUCCAGGUGCUUUCCAAGCUGCUGCGCCGGGCGCCUUCCGGGGGAGCCAAGGGGCUGGCGGGUUCCGCUGCGGCUUCCCCCUCGGAGCUGCGGGAGGAGCAGAGCGCGGCCCCCGACCCCACCAGCCCCAUCUCCAGUUUCUUCAACGGCUCCGGCACCAAGAAGCUGCCGCAGGCCAUCAUCAUCGGGGUGAAGAAGGGCGGCACACGGGCGCUGCUGGAGUUCCUGCGGGUGCACCCCGACAUCCGGGCCGUUGGGGCCGAGCCCCACUUCUUCGACCGCAACUACGAGCAGGGCUUCGCCUGGUACAGAGACCUGAUGCCCAGAACCCUGGAUGGGCAGAUCACCAUGGAGAAAACUCCCAGCUACUUUGUCACUAAGGAAGCACCUGCUCGAAUCUCCGCCAUGUCAAAGGGCACCAAGCUCAUCGUGGUGGUACGGGAUCCCGUGACCCGAGCCAUCUCUGAUUACACACAGACUCUCUCAAAGAAGCCUGAUAUCCCCACCUUUGAGAGCCUGACCUUCAAAAACAGGACUACAGGCCUGAUCGACACCUCGUGGAGUGCCAUCCAGAUUGGCAUCUACGCCAAGCACCUGGAGAACUGGCUCCUCUACUUCCCCAUUGGGCAGAUCCUCUUCGUCAGCGGGGAGAGGCUGAUCAGCGACCCUGCCGGGGAGCUGGGCAGGGUCCAGGACUUUCUGGGCCUUAAGAGGAUCAUCACGGACAAACACUUCUACUUCAACAAAACCAAGGGCUUCCCCUGCCUGAAGAAAGCUGAAGGCAGCAGCAAACCCCACUGCCUGGGGAAAACGAAAGGCAGGACCCACCCCAGUAUAGACAGAGAGGUGGUGCAGAGACUGCGGGAGUUCUACAGGCCUUUCAACAUGAAGUUCUACCAGAUGACUGGGCACGACUUCGGCUGGGACUGAGGCUGGCACAACAGUGUCUUCUUGUAAUUACCCCAUGGUGCAGCUUGCUUCUAUAAAGAUAUAUGUGUGUAUGUAAAAUGUACAGAAAUCUAUUUUAUAAUAAUUUAUUUUUAAUUUUUAAGUAAUUAAUUCACUAAGCUGCCUAACCACACUGUCUAGAAUAUUAGCCCCUAACCUUUUUUUUUAAACAUUCCAUGGUGUUUAAUUCUAAUAUUGGUCUUUUUAUUUUGUUUGGUUUGUAAAUGACGGUGUUUCCAUUUACCUAGAGGAAAUUAGUAUUAAAAAGGAAGGGGAAGGGGGGGAAAGCACAAUUUUAUUUUCGUUACGGGUAUUAGGCAUUUAUAAACAUUUACUUGUCAUCUUCUAACUCCCUAGUAUCUGUUCCCCUACCUUUUGCAUGAGAUCGGUUCCUUCCUGCCUUCUGAAUAACAGUAGGGGAGGGAGAGGCUGUGCUGCUUUUUGAAGCUCAGAUGCUUAUGCCCAACACAGCAGCUGCUUUACAGAGACGUUAUAAUGUGCAAAAUCCAUCAGUCUCCACACUCCCCAGCCAUACUGCUGCUGGGAGACUUCUGCUUGCUUCUGUUUCCCCAAGUGUUGCUUGGUGCAUAAGGUGCUCCUUUGGAAAAGAGCAAAAGGAGCACCUAUAGCAUGAGAUUUUGCUGUAAGGGAGGAGCAGUCUUAUCACUCUGUAUGUGGGGUGUGUGGUUUUUUUUUUUUGUUUUGUUUU
This is a messenger RNA of Chelonoidis abingdonii (Abingdon island giant tortoise), 1882 nucleotides long. RefSeq names its product heparan sulfate glucosamine 3-O-sulfotransferase 3B1-like. The record is from RefSeq and is a predicted model, not a curated record. Lineage: Eukaryota; Metazoa; Chordata; Testudines; Testudinidae. Gene Ontology annotation, molecular function: [heparan sulfate]-glucosamine 3-sulfotransferase activity.